GUUUUUCAUUUGUGUCUUUGUAGAGACCUCAAUUUGGCUUUCUAAGUAUCUUUUCCUGGUAAAGUAUUAAAAGCAAGUGCAUAUUUAGGUGCCUAAUUUUCUCACUACCGUACAUGCUCGCUUUGGCCCCAAAACCCCAAUAACCUUUGUGGCCUCGCACCUUCUGUGUUUUUCCCACGAGCAUGAUUCCUUCGUUCAAUCACAACAAGGCCUUGGGUUUACACCUUAGGCACUCGGUGUCCCAACCCGAGUUGGAGUCUCGGCCGAACGUAAACCAGGAAAAUGAUCAGACUGGUGCUCACGUAGUAUCUGCUCAUCACAUGAGCCCUCCAAAGCUUGUAGCUGAAUCUUCCCGCAACAAUAAAUUGCCCUCUUCAUUCAAUCCUCGUGAAGCAAAGAACAUGCCAUUGAUUGAGAAAAUCACAUCCUGGCUUUACAAUAUUCCUUGGUUCCAGGGCAAUGAUGGCGCGUGGUAUCUGGAGUGCUACCCUGGGCACGCUUCGUCAAAUGGCAACUCUGACGAGUUGACAAGCACACCUGAUGAUCAAGACAUUUUCGAGCAACAGGCCCGUCAGAUUACAAGAAUGAUUACCAACAGCUAUCUUUAUAAUGGCGAAGUUACUGCCCGCCCUUUAACGCAAACCCUGGAAAUCAGCUACCAGAGGUACUCUGAUGAUGGCUAUCUCUAUCGAUACGCGCAGAUCGAGCUCGAAGAAGACUCAGACUUCACAUAGAACUCUUCCAAAUUUGCUGAAUAAUUUGCUAAAUCAUUGAUCAUUCAUGACUUCGCUUUCUUUUUUUUUCCUUUUUCAUUUGCUAUUCUCACAUCCAUAUGUCCAAUUCUUCCACAUUAUAAGACACAGGGUCCGCCGGGGUUA
This is a messenger RNA of Metschnikowia bicuspidata var. bicuspidata NRRL YB-4993, 878 nucleotides long. RefSeq lists its product as uncharacterized. Bases 183 to 734 code for a protein of 183 amino acids. The record is from RefSeq and is a predicted model, not a curated record. Lineage: Eukaryota; Fungi; Ascomycota; Pichiomycetes; Serinales; Metschnikowiaceae. The transcript has a single exon.